Messenger RNA from Ectocarpus sp. CCAP 1310/34, 922 nucleotides. The record is from the annotation of a GenBank genome assembly. NCBI's taxonomy places the organism in Eukaryota, Phaeophyceae, Ectocarpales, Ectocarpaceae.
GGGGGUGUGGCGAGCUUGGCACGGGAGCGAAUGCCUUCGCGGACAGCAGAAGGACAGUAGCGAGCGCGGGAGUUCCCCUUCCCGGGUCGGUGGCACCCGCUGUGUCUUACGGAACACAGAGAAAGGGUGGCCGGGGAGGCACGAGCGUCGAGGGGGAGCGGUUGGUCAACGCACUCACCUUCGGGUCAUUGGGAAGUGGUACCAACAAGGUGUAUCGAAGGAUGUGGAACACGUGGAAGGAGGCUCGAGCAGGGGCGGGUUCGGGCCCGUGGCUCCGCGACAGCGAUGGGGUGGAAAGUGCGCCUCAGAAAUCUGGGCGGACGACUCGGGGCUCGUGCACUCGGAUUUUUGUCUGACAAGAGGAGACCUGGGUUUCUUUUGCGGUCCGGUAAGGGUUGCAUGGGCAGACCGGAGGCAGGCCAGCCGAGUGGAAGUCACGUUCAGAGCGUCAAGAGGAGAUCGAAAACGUUUGGGAGCAGCCGUCACUAGAUCGGAAGAAGCGUUGAAGGUGUUACUCGAUCUGUUAGAUCUGCACCCCGAGCUCGGGAGUCAUGCGCCGUUGAUGCAAUCGUGGGCACAAGACAGGUGGAAGGUGAUUUCGAGGCCAGAGGCAUCGAGACACCUCAGGUUACUCGUGAGUGCGGCGGGUAGAGACCCACAGAAGUAUGCGUUGCAUUCAGGAAGGGUCGGGGGGGCCACGCAUCUAGCAAGUAUGGGGGCGUCGGUGAUUCAGAUCCAGAGAGCCGGGAGGUGGAAAUCAUCGGCUUUUAUGGUGUAUGUUAGGGCGGGGGGUGAAGGAGCAAAGUUUGUGUCUCAGGCCCUUACGGAACCCGAGGAGUGACCUGGGAGCGGUUCGGAGGAGUAGGUCAUCGGACAUGCCUAAUGGAGUAAGAUAUGUUUAGGCCAGAGGCCGAAACAAUAG